This is a messenger RNA of Eimeria tenella, 351 nucleotides long. RefSeq names its product Formin 1, related. The annotation marks the transcript as partial. The transcript has 3 exons. Lineage: Eukaryota; Apicomplexa; Conoidasida; Eucoccidiorida; Eimeriidae. The record is from RefSeq and is a predicted model, not a curated record.
AUGUUGCUCUUCAAAGAUGAUCAGCCUCAAAAGGUUUUCGAGGCCUUCGCCGAGGGCUCGUCCAGCCGGGCGGCGGAGCUGCUGGCGCUGCAGUCCCAGGCCGCCGGCGAACAGCCAACUAUUACAGUUCGCGCUACAGAGCCUCCGCCGCUGCCCAUUCAGCCUGGGGGGGACAGAAACCCUGCGCUGCUUACUGCGCACGUUCGGCGAGACAUGGCUCUGCGGGCCUACCGAGCCACCCAAACCCCCGAGGAGCGCCGCAUGAUGUUAGAGGGAGGGUUUUUGAGGGAGCAGAAACCCUUGGCAGCAGCAACUCCCAGCGAGGUUCAGGGUUUGAUGGAGGCCAUGACG